UUUUUCUUUAUCUGGUGUUAAUUACUGCAUGUAGAUAGGCUAUAGUUAAUUUCUAAAGCAAAAUGCAGCUGUGCCGUAUUUAAAUUGAUUUUGCCGACCCUAACUAGCAGAACAAUUCCUUAAUUGUUUGCUGAAAACCUAACAAAAUAAUUGGAUAAAAGUUUAUUUGUUAAUUAAAACAACCACAAGCGCGCAUAAAAUUAGCGAGAAAUCGAUUUACAACUGUUGUGGUGAAGGCAGUGUUUUCUUUAUGCAUGACGCUAUGCAUCGGUUUUUAUUGAUUUCCCUGUUUUCCACCCUGGUUUCAUGGGUUCUUGUGAAUGCCCAGUUUCCCAGAGUGUGCUCCACUGUGGAAGCGAUUGUUUCCAAACAGUGCUGUCCUCCGCUUAGCUCUGAUCCUGGAGACGUGUGUGGAUCUUCAUCGGGACGAGGGAAUUGCACAAACGUGAGGGUGGAUGAGAAGCCUUGGAGUGGACCCUACAGACUACGGAAUGUAGAUGACCGUGAAAGAUGGCCCAUCAAAUUCUUCAACCGGACCUGCAGGUGUUCGGGGAACUUUGCUGGAUACAACUGCGGAGAAUGCAAGUUUGGUUGGACUGGUCCCAACUGCGAGCAGAGAAAGCCUCCUGUUGUUCGAAAGAACAUUCAUUCUUUAACUCCACUUGAACUGGAGGAGUUUCUUGACGCACUCGAUCGAGCAAAGAACACCACUCACCCUGACUUUGUGGUCGCAACCCAACACUGGCUGGGCAUGCUCGGACCAAACGGAACCGAUCCACAGGUCGCUAAUAUCUCUGUCUAUAAUUAUUUUGUGUGGCUGCACUACUACUCCGUUAGAGACACUCUGCUGGGGCCUGGCCGUCCCUUUAAAGCAAUCGAUUUUUCACACCAAGGGCCUGCCUUCAUUACCUGGCACAGAUACCACCUGCUACAGCUGGAAAGAGAUCUUCAGAAGCUAACUGGAAAUGACAGUUUUGCCAUUCCUUAUUGGAAUUUUGCCACUGGAUCGAAUGAAUGUGAUGUCUGUACGGAUUUGCUUUUAGGAGGAUCACGUUCAGAUGAACCAGACCUGAUCAGUCCUGGUUCAAGAUUCUCAAACUGGGGGAUUGUUUGCAACAGCCUAGAUGAAUAUAACAAGCUGGUUACUCUCUGUAAUGGAACCAAUGAAGGUGUGCUGAGGAGAAACCCAUUUGAAAGGGCCAAUGUUCGUCUUCCAACCAUGGACGAUGUGCAGAGCUGUCUCUCCAUUAGGGAUUUUGAUAGCCCACCUUAUUUUCAGAACUCUACUUUCAGUUUCAGGAAUGCACUUGAAGGAUUUGAUAAACCUGAUGGCGAAUUCGACUCCUCUGUGACUAACCUUCAUAACCUGGUCCACUCAUUUCUCAAUGGAACCAGUGCUCUGUCCCACUCUGCUGCCAAUGAUCCUAUUUUUGUGGUUCUGCAUGCUUUUACUGAUGCCAUUUUUGAUGAGUGGAUGAAACGGUUUGCUCCAUCCAACUCUUCCUGGCCCGAUGAACUGGCUCCUAUUGGUCACAACAGAGAUUACAACAUGGUACCAUUUUUUCCUCCAGUAACUAAUGAAGAUCUUUUUGUGACAUCAGAACAACUGGGGUAUUCCUACGCUAUUGAUCUCCCAGGUGAUGCUUCUGCAGCAGCCGUUCUGCUGGGAUCUGCCCUUGGUGGUGCCUUUUUGGGACUCCUCCUUUUACUUCUGCUAUUAGGUCUUUUCAUAAAGAGAAGACCAAAACAAGGCUUUGAACCUCUACUAAAAGCAGAGUUCACAAACAAAAAGUAUACUGAAGAAGCUUAGUCCCAUUUUGUAAUUGUAAUCGAUUGUUUAUCUUAUUUUUUUUUCUGCAUCCUGUGAAACUAGUGAGGUAACUGAUAGAUUUAUGUAGUACAUAAUCAUGAAAUGUCAAGUGAGAAACUGCUUUAUUUCUACAUAACUAUUUUUUUUGUACAAAAACUGUUAAGGUGCUGUUUUUGAAAAGUUUUGCAUUAAAUCUUUCAACAAGC
Molecule: messenger RNA, 2016 nt
Organism: Acipenser ruthenus (sterlet)
Lineage: Eukaryota; Metazoa; Chordata; Actinopteri; Acipenseriformes; Acipenseridae
Gene: dct
Product: dopachrome tautomerase
Exons: 8
Coding region: 251-1810 (519 amino acids)
Biological process (GO): melanin biosynthetic process from tyrosine; ventricular zone neuroblast division; positive regulation of neuroblast proliferation
Cellular component (GO): melanosome
Molecular function (GO): dopachrome isomerase activity; oxidoreductase activity
Source: RefSeq, a predicted model, not a curated record